AUGUAUAGCGGUUACGGCUACACUGGAACUCGCGUGCUCGAGACGGCCUAUGGGACCAAGGCUUACGAGGUCUUCAACUUCUCGCAACAGGCGACCGUGGACUCCGACGGCGACGUUUGGAUGGUCGGCAAGGAGUUCCAUGCGGUUCUUAAAGUCCCCAAAUCUUCCCGUGGUGAAAGAGGCCAUCGUGAUGGCACCGGCCUCAUGGCGCUUUUCGACACACCAACCUCAAUUGGGGUGGAGGCCACCACGGGCAAGGUGAUGGUCUUGGACGGUGGGGACAGGCUCCGGCUCAUCACUACUCGAGAGACAGCCGACGACCUCAUAACCAGCGUUGUGACCAUCGUCAAGGGCGCGUGCCGGUCCAUGGUACAACACUUCAUAUUAUCAUCGAUAGUAAUCCGGGAAGUGUGGUGCCACACGCAGUGGGCUGCCAGCUCUGUACCACAGGAGCAGGUGGAGAUCUGGCAGUACCCUUACAUGUGCGUUGGGCAUAUCGCGACAUGUGGGCCUCGGAACCAUCCGGGAAUCUCUGAUAGGGAAUCUGCCUGGCUGCAGACCCUGGACAACUUCACACAGAGUCAGAACGACACUGCCACGAACGCUAACUUAGAGACUGGCACAUUCCUAGUUGACCAGACUGGUGCCGCAUGA
Messenger RNA from Perkinsus marinus ATCC 50983, 654 nucleotides. RefSeq lists its product as hypothetical. The transcript has 4 exons. The coding region runs from base 1 to 654 and encodes 217 amino acids. The record is from RefSeq and is a predicted model, not a curated record. NCBI's taxonomy places the organism in Eukaryota, Perkinsozoa, Perkinsida, Perkinsidae.